UAUCGUUUACCGCGUCUCUCUUCGCGAUCGUAUUAAAAAAAAGGCAAAUUCACGAUCUAGAUGUACCGCGAUGUUCCGCCGGAACACGCUUUUGUAUACGAUACAGCUAAGGAUGAUGACAGUGACAAAUGCUGUUGUUCGUCGCCUCGUUCGGAAGUGAUAUCAACUCCGAAGUCCACUGAAAAUCUAGCGGCAGAGGUAAAGGAGAGCACGACGCAACAUGAAAACAACAUUAAUGAAUCGCAGGAUACUGCUGCAACUACCUCCGAAGAACCACCCAUAGAAAAUGUAGACUUCAAAGUGAUUUACAACAAGCAGAAAAUUAGUGUGAAUUUUGCUUUAGAUGGUACAGUCGCCGACCUAAAGACGCAUUUGCAAAAAAUUAUCUCAGUACCACAGGCGAUGCAAAAGGUCAUGUUUAAAGGAUUAGCCAAAGAUGAUCAGACUCUUAGGAAUUUGGGAGUAACAAAAGGUGCCAAAGUCAUGAUAGUUGGGUCAAAGUUAGAUGAUGUAUUGGCUGUGUCAAUUCCAACUAAACAAGAGCUCAAUGACGAAGCUGUUUCCUCGGCGAGUAAGGAACCUCUUUCGCAACAAAAGAUACAUAGGAAAGUUUUAGAUAAAGGUAUCCCAGAAGACGUAAUGCCAGGAAUAUUAGAUAGCAAGGAACCUUUGCCCGAAUUUCCACUAGCUGGAAUGUUAAAUAAAUCCGGGGGAAAAGUGAGGUUAACAUUUAAAUUGGAGCAAGAUCAACUGUGGAUCGGCACAAAAGAAAGAACAGACAAAAUACCUAUGAAUUCUAUAAAAGGUGUCCACAGCGAGCCGAUUCACGAUCAUCCCGAGUAUCAUAUUAUGGCAAUACAAUUAGGCACUACGGAAGCAUCGAGGUAUUGGAUAUAUUGGGUCCCCGCGCAGUACAUAUCCGCUAUUAAAGACGCUAUUCUUGGCAAGUGGUGUUACUUCUGAUUGAUAGUCGAUGGAAAUCUCUAUUUCUGUAAAAGCAAAGUUUAAUCAGACGUAAACAUUAACACAAACACGACUGUACUAGUCACAGCAUAUUUCUAACAGUAAGUAAUAACUUAUUUUGAGUUGGAUUAUCAUCGAGGAAUACCCAAUAAACGUAGUCUGUCCCACUGAGAAAAUAUUUUAGGUGACUAGUCUUGUGAUUUAUUGGGAAAAAACUGAUGUAAUUACACUGUACGCUAAUGUUUUGCAUCUUCAUAGUCGAGAUUUAAUUGUAACUCGGAAUUUCUCCUACACAAUUGGGUAUAAGUUAAGCAGUCCUUUACACGAAAACUGUGAUUAGUGGAACUUCCAUAAUUGACAAUGCGUUGUGAUAUAAUAUUAUAUGUUUGCUUACGAUUAUGUACACUUUCUUUCUUUUUUCUAAUUUAUCAAAGCACCAUAUUUGCAAAUUUUGUACCGUAGAUUUUGCAGAAAAACUUUUACAUUCGAGAAAUUAUAAAAAUAUUAUUGCGAUUCGAUUUGUUGAGAUGUCUGAGCAAUAAAGCUAUUGACUUUAUAUGUAUGUAGCAGCACAAGGGUUACGGAUAUUGGAAUUAACUCCUUAAUUAUGCCGAUGUCUUUUACUUUCUUGUUAAACAAAAGUGAUUGUUCUUUUUUUUUUAUAAAUCACAGUUAUAAAUCAAUUAAAGUCGUAGCAUUGAAUUUAUAAGCAAACUUUUAAAACGAUCGUUAUUUCUACAACGCGAAUAAUUUGUUCAAGUUCUCACGCGACGUGUUCAGUUUGUCGAUUGAUGCGAUCGUAUGCAUACAAACACAUACAUAUACACACACACGCUAUGAUUUUAAAUCUAUUCGAGAUCUAUCUUUGGUACAUGUUAAGCUUUGACAAAGUUUUAUAUAUUUUUAUUGUAGUUUCUGCGACAAAAAAAAAGAUAUAUAUAUUUACACAUCUUUUUCACUGUACAGUAAAAGAUACAUAUAUAUAUAUAUAUGUUUCUUUUCGCGUAAUAUCAGUACUUUGUGUCGCCGUUGAAUAGAGAUAUACGGUCAAUACUCUCGGUGAAGAAGACGAAAACAGCCGGAAAAGAAAAGAGAAACAUUGACGUGCUUAGGUUUCAGUGUCAUUGUGUCGACUCGACGGAGGAGUAACAACGAAUAUCAUGCUAAAUAAAAUUAGAGAAUCGGCAGUUUCACGAUUGGCCUAUAGUGACAGAGUAAGAACUCUCGUAGGAACAAAGAGGAAAACAGAUCGAUUUCAUCGCUAUCUCACGAUUUGUAAGAACCUCUAUCUGUAAGGAAAAAGACUUGCGUACCGUGCUCUUUAGUACUGUAACUGUAAACUAGGUUUUAUACCGUCUAACACAGGAGCCGUCUGACAGCGUGAAUAAGAUAAUAUAACGAAUCAAAAUUUAUUAUAAAAUAGUACUACUUCCCCUCUCACGCAAUUAACGCAGUCAACUGUCCGCGCGUGACUCGAAGAAAUAAGAAAAAAAAAUCUACUUCGGAGGUCGGUUUGAAUGGGACUUGUACAUUACGUUGUGUGAUUUGAUAAAAUAAAUACUUCUGAGACUUUC
This is a messenger RNA of Dinoponera quadriceps, 2537 nucleotides long. RefSeq names its product ubiquitin domain-containing protein UBFD1-like. The record is from RefSeq and is a predicted model, not a curated record. Gene Ontology annotation, molecular function: cadherin binding; RNA binding. The transcript has 5 exons. The coding region runs from base 61 to 963 and encodes 300 amino acids. NCBI's taxonomy places the organism in Eukaryota, Metazoa, Arthropoda, Insecta, Hymenoptera, Formicidae.